Podarcis lilfordi (Lilford's wall lizard) is the source of this 33601-nucleotide messenger RNA. Lineage: Eukaryota; Metazoa; Chordata; Lepidosauria; Squamata; Lacertidae. The record is from the annotation of a GenBank genome assembly.
CUGCAAAGCGAUAAAACUUGGCAGAGAAGGAGGCUUCCUGGCCAGGCAGCUGCUCAAGGUAAGAUGAGAUGACUUCUUUGCUUGUUUAAGGCAGUGUGGGAAUUCUAGGGUGCCUGGCCUGGUCAGAUGCAGAAGAGAAUAAGAUCCUUGCACUUUUUAGCAGUUGGAUUCCAAAGGGGGGAUUUCAACAGGUAUAUGUUUGCUGUAGUAAUCCCCCCCCCCCGUUUUCCCCCGCAUCUUGUCACCCUAACAGUGCACGUUCCUGGUUUGGGGCUCUCUGAAGUAUCUGAUUCUACACACCUUGCUGGAAAAGGUUUUUUUUCCUUUUUCAACAAUCCAGAAGGAAAUAAAUUGAGCUAGAAUGCAACUGCGCAACUCCUAAGGAUGCGCAUAGUUAGGCAGUCAUUCAGUGGGACACAUGAGUUAAGAUGCGCCAGGGCAGGCUCAGGCUGCAACCCUAUAUGCCCACUUACUUGGCAGUAGAGAUUGUGGUGAAAUUCAAUAUGCUUUGCACUUUUUCGAAACAAGGGGCGAAGCAAAACGUAGCUGUCCUUCAAGAGCUGCCCUUCUCUGAAUUUUGCAAUGCAGCGUUUACCCAAUGCAUGUGCUAGGGCAAGGUCUGCCUAAUCAGGCAUUGAUUAAUGAAAAUAGCAUGCAAUAAUGCAUUGCAUAUGGGGAAAUUGCUUUGUGAAAAAGUGUACUAUAAGGGAAGCAGCCAGCAAAAAAAUGUGCAUGCAGAAAUCUGAACAGAAGCGCUAAUGAAUUUUCAUGAGAACUUUUUUUUAAAAAAUUAUGAAUUGCCAUGAAAAUGUGGAGAACUGGAUGCAAGGUUGGAAAAAUGAGAAACCAGAACUGAAAGAUUCACACAUCCUUACCUAGGAGUAAGGCCCAUUAAAUUCAAUUGGUUGCAAACUUUACUCAGAGCACUCGUUGAAUUGAAUGAACAUAAUGAAGUUAGCUCCACUCAUUUCAAUGCGUCUACUCUGCGUAAAACUCAAGGAUAUGCAUAUAGGCUUGCACUGUAAACCAGUCCUAAUUCUACAACAACCACUUGUGGCAGGUGUUUUUGUUGCUUUAUGGUGUCCCACCAUCAGACUGACUGUGACUGCAAUCCUAGGCACACUGACUUGGGAGUAAACGCCCAUUGAGCUCAGUGGGAUCUAUUUCUGAGUAAACAUGUUCUGGCUGACUCUGCGCAUCUUGCUUAUCUGGCUUCUUGCUGUCUGUUAAAAGCGUCCCCGACAAACUACAACCAGCAGGAAGAGAUAAGAGGCAGGAACAGACAGCAAGUACAGUACUUUGAAAUUAAGACGAGUCUCUGGAAGCUGAACCGCCUUGUGCUUUUUAUUCAUGCUUAAUCCUUACCGAUGGGCAGUUUGCUUGUUUCGAAGACAUUCGUGCUGACAAAAUUGGGAGGUUCAUCCUAGUAGCAGAAACGGAUUAUUGACUUGUCAAGAGGUGUGGAACUAAUUGUCAAAUUUCUUGGGCUAGUGGGAUAGAUGUUUAAUGGAUAUCAGCAAACUGGUGUUGGUUUGUGCCCUCUGGGCAUCUAGCUACUUAAAAAGCUCCCUACUAGAAGAUUAAAAGCAGCAAAUCCAUGAGGAACGUAAUUCAUAUGGAGAUAGUUCAGAGAUCUGCUUCCCAGAAAUGGGCUUUCUUGGUAGAUGAUGAGUUCAGCAGCUUGACUCAAACCAGAGUGAGAUCAAGACAUUUUUCUGCAUCAAGUGCAGAAAUUUAAGGAUCCUGCCCACCUCCAGCCCCCACAAACCAGGAUGCAGAAUAUGAACCCCGGCCGAGUUAUUUUGGCAGCUGAAGCAGAAGAUCCCAGAAGUGUGUCUCUCACUGGCAAUGCAAACACUGAUCAUAAUGAAUUUGUGGCCUUUUCAUAACACCCAAAAUCAGCUUCCUCAGUCUGCCUAAUAGUACAGCUGGCCCUGUAUUACCAAACUUGGUUGUCACUUCUCCACAACCCUAGAUUUGUUGUUGUUGUUUAGUCGUUUAGUCGUGUCCGACUCUUCGUGACCCCAUGGACCAGAGCACGCCAGGCACUCCUGUCUUCCACUGCCUCCUGCAGUUUGGUCAAACACAUGCUGGUAGCUUCGAGAACACUGUCCAACCAUCUCGUCCUCUGUCGUCCCCUUCUCCUUGUGCCCUCCAUCUUUCCCAACAUCAGGGUCUUUUCCAGGGAGUCUUCUCUUCUCAUGAGGUGGCCAAAGUAUUGGAGUCUCAGCUUCACGAUCUGUCCUUCCAGUGAGCACUCAGGGCUGAUUUCCUUCAGAAUAGAUAGGUUUGAUCUUCUUGCAGUCCAUGGGACUCAUAGAAUCAUAGAAUCAUAGAGUUGGAAGAGACCACAAGGGCCAUCGAGUCCAACCCCCUGCCAAGCAAGAAACACCAUCAGAGCACUCCUGACAUAUGGUUGUCAAGCCUCUGCUUAAAGACCUCCAAAGAAGGACACUCCACCACAGUCCUUGGCAGCAAAUUCCACUGUCAAACAGCUCUUACUGUCAGGAAGUUCUUCCUAAUGUUUAGGUGGAAUCUUCUUUCUUGUAGUUUGAAUCCAUUGCUCCGUGUCCGCUUCUCUGGAGCAGCAGAAAACAACCUUUCUCCCUCCUCUAUGUGACAUCCUUUUAUAUAUUUGAACAUGGCUAUCAUAUCACCCCUUAACCUCCUCUUCUCCAGGCUCUCAAGAGUCUCUCAAGAGUCUUCUCUCAAGAGUCUCCUCCUGCACCAUAGUUCAAAAGCAUCCAUUCUUCGGUGAUCAGCCUUCUUUAUGGUCCAGCUCUCACUUCCAUAACGGGUUAUAAAACCCAACUCUCACUAACCAUCUCACUUGGAAAUGAAAUUUCAGAUUUGGGAAGCAAAUUAGGCAUUUCCCGCUCAUUGCUUGGGCUCAAGGUGAAUUUUGAAGGCUGGAACACAAAAUGAAACAACAAGACACACACACCCAACACACACAGCUUCUUGACAAUGUUUUUAGUACUCCAGGAUUGAUGUUACACUGCAAUUCAAAGCAACCUUCCGGGAGAAGAAAUAGGCACCCCUCCAUUUGGUUCUUGUUCUGCGUUGUUGUUUUUAAGCCUUGAGAUUUUAUGUUGCUGUGUGUCUGAAAAGCAGGGUGUAAAUAAUAAUAUAAUAUAAUAUAAUAUAAUAUAAUAUAAUAUAAUAUAAUAACAGAAUAGGGGGUUGCUAGCCCAAUAAGUCAAGGGAAACAUUGCUGAAUUUUGCACUCCCACCUUCAGAAUGUACUUCAGCCCCCACUCCCAAGUUGUUGGCUUCCGUCUGUCUUGAGAGACAAUGGAGUGCACCUCUCAGGGUGAAGUCAAACCAUUGGAGAAUCACAGCACCUCCUGUGGCUUUAGAGGCUGGUAACUCGUAACUGCUGCCUGUGACUCCUAACUGUGUGGCCUGAUGAGCGAGAUAAUCUGGGGGUGAUUCUGCCUUGCAUCGGGGGGAUUGGGUUCAAUUUACAAUUCUGUGCUCAAACUGAGGAGAUCCUGUCAGAAUCAGGCCUGUGAUCUGAGAAGUAGCAAGGACUUUCCUCCUGCAUAAUAUUAUUUCGCCAUAUCUUUACAACUGCAUGUGAAACAUUUUUCUUUUUAUUGCUUUUUGUCAAUCUGUCAGAACCAGUGCAAUAAUAAAGCUACAGGCUUCUAGAGAGUUGCUAUAGCUCUGCGCUGUAGUAACCCCUUUGUUCCCCCUGGAGCCUUUCCAACAUUUCAGUCCUGUGGGCACUUAAGGGGGUGAGGGGACCUGAGAGCCUUGGUGGGAGCGGGGCACAGUUCAAAAUACCAGUGUGCCAAAAAGAGAAAAGAGGAGCGAACAAAUGUAAACUUUGCUCUUGGGUAAACCAAACAGCUCCGUUGAGUCAGUCAACACACAUCGCAGGCAAAGAAAGAAAGUUCCCUUACCCAGGUGAAAAUGUACUCCUAACCUUAGCAGCAAAGAAUACCUAGGUAAACUGCAAAGGGCGAUCUGUACACCACGUUCUUUCCAAAAGCACGUUCUCAGUCCUCUGUCUUGACUCUGCAAGUGGUUACUAGUUUCUGUUCAAGGCUUGGGGGAAAGGCACUCUGCACAUGUUGGGUUUCCCUCUGAUCAUUUCUGCUUUUCAGGGAACAGAAAGAGAAGUGCUGGAUUUUCUGUGAAGGCAUUUCCCCCUAAGAACAUUUGUGAGAAUAAGAAAGUGCAGUUGGUUCUUGUGUGAAGGGAGGUAGAAGAGUUAGAGUGAGUUAGAGACAGGAUAAAAUAAGACUAAGAGGGUAAAGGGUAACAGCAUUUUGAAUGCAUUUUAAUUUUACAGUGGUACCUCAGGUUAAGUACUUAAUUUGUUCCAGAGGUCUGUUCUUAACCUGAAAUUGUUCUUAACCUGAGGUACUAUUUCUGGGUUAGCGGAGUCUGUAACCUGAAUCGUCUGUAACCUGAAGUGUAUGCAACCCGAGGUAGCACUGUAGUUGUGUUUGCAAUAAACUACAAUCUUCGUUGUUAACUUGAGAACCCGACUAAGACUAAGUGUUUUACCGGGAAGAACCUGGUUGGUGGCAGCAGAUUAGUGGUGUACGGAUCAAUAGUCCAUCAAACGACCGGGGGCUCCGUACACAAAAAUUCUGGAGAACCAGUAGCGAAUGGUGGGGUAGGAUGACAGCACUUACCUAACCUCCUGGCAGUGGAGUCUCUGCUGCUUACCAAAGGGAAGUGAGAAGGGGCAGGUGGCGGUGACAUUGAUGCUGUGGAAACGCACCAGCAGGAACACUCUGCCUGCACAAUUGCACAGCACUGACCUCCCUGCUGCCUUGCUCCUUCCACUCUCCCUCCCAAAAAGCAGCAGGGACUCUGCUGCCGGGAAGUCAGGUAAGCACCGUUGUCCCACCAACCACUACAGCAGAGAGCCUUUCAGCAGCUGUGUUGGAAAUGCAAAACCUCCACUUGCGGAGCGAGACCAACAAAAGAUGACAUUCCACCUGCAUUGUGCGUCUCAUUCAACGAAGACCAGCACAGUAGUCACGAGAGAUAUGAUCAAACAAGAGCAGUAUGAGGGCACCCGACCAGGCACCUAUAAAACAAUAAACUUCUUGCCAAGGCAGAGAAUGGGUUCAUUUACUGACUUCCUUCUCCCUGCCCUUUAUCACACAUGCCAUGCUAGGGAGAAAUGGAUGGAUGUUCUCUCGCCGACAUUUCCGGGCACUCCGCCAUUCUAGUCCCAACAAACACAUCCCCAGAUGGACACAAGCCUUAUGACUCUGAAUUUAAGAGCCAGCGCUGCCCAGUUUAUGCCCACGACCCCUCUCAAAGCAUGCCACUACUGGAGAGGCUGCAAGGCCAGGUAGGCAUACUCUGGACAUGGCCAGCAUCUACAGCAUCAGAGGUCAGCUUGGUGGAAGGCCUACUGGGUGGAUCUGAUUAUUCCUGAACCCCUUUUGUUUUUCAUGUUCCGGCAGAAUUAGUUGGACCACGACUCCUGUCAUUGCUGGUCAUUGGUCUUGCUGGCUGAGGCUGACGGGACUUGGGAGGGCAUGAUGUUGGCUGUCCCUGUGGAUUUCACUGGAGUACCUUUGGACCAGCUGCUUCUCCCCGGCCGGCUUUUCUCUGAAUUGCUUCUAGUCCUAACAUGGAAAAGGAGGUGUCAGGAAUGAGCCAGCUGCUAGUGAAACUCCACAGCCUGCUGCAGAACAGAGAGAGUUAGAUCUGCAGCAGGCUGAACAGUGGUCAGUGCAACUCCCAUGGGCACUGGAAUGCCAGUUGCAAAGGGAAUGACUGAGAGCAGGCUGGAGCACAGCCAAAGCUCUCUGGAAGAUCGGUUAGGCGCAAACAGGCAAGGAGAUUGUUUGUUGGAACAGGAAGAGGUUGGAGCAAGCCAAUCAGUCCCAAAAGCCGGCAAAUGGGAGGGUUGUUAGACCGGAAGCAAAACAAGAGACGUAAAAGUCGUAAGUUCAAUAUCUUUUGUAAAUCCCGAAAGGACUCUUUAGAAGGGUCAUCUUGAGUAACGAUAUCGGUCAGAAGCUUUGUUAGAGUCGUUCAGAGCUAUCUGUUUGUUUGGGUUUUUUUUGCAACAAAUCCUCCUUUUUAAUUAGCCAUGCUUCUGGGAACCUGGACUUCUGACAGGAGGAGCACAUCAACUUGGGAGAUAUUCAUGAUCACAGUGUGAGGUCCUAUGUAUUGUCGCUUUUGUUCCCAGCAGGGUCUGAACACCGUAAUGGAAAUGGAAGAUGCCGGAGAAAAGUCUAGCAAAAUGCAACCCCAGACGGGGAAAAUCUGCAGAGCCCUGAGCUACAUCACGGGGGACAUGAAGGCGUUGGGAGACUGGCUGAAAGGUAAGCACAUAGCAGAUGAUGCACUGAUGAGAACCAGAAUGAUGCAAUAUUGCUUUUGAACCUGGAGACCUUUGCUUGAGUGCCUGCUCAUCUUCAAAGCUUCUCCUGUACCAACAGCACAAUCCUGGGGAGCCUGUUGUCUUCUAGGUGAUGAUGGACUACAACUUUCAUUAGUGAAAUACUUUAUUGUCACUUGUACAACUUGUAUACAGUGAGAUUACACGAGCACCCGCCACUCAGCUCUCUUAGUCUUAAUUCCCCACAUUUACUGACGCACACCCACCAAACCCGAAAGUCAGUUGCCCUGUUGUUAUCUUUUCAUUCAGCAGCCUAACAGCCCACAGAUAGAAGCUGUUCUUUACCCUGUUGGUGCGACUAAUCAUGCUUCUAUAUCUUCUGCCCGAGGGCAGGAGAUCAAGAAAGUGCCGGCCAGGGUGUGAAUCAUCCCUGAGAAUUUUCCUCACACUCCUGAGGCAACUUUCUUCCGCUAUUUCAUCCAGCAGAUUCACAGGACAGCCCAUAAUAUCUUGUGCUGUAUUCACCACCCUCUGUAGGCACUUCCUAUCAGUUGAUGUCAAACCAGCAUACCACAUUGUGAUGCAGUGUGAAAGGACACUUUCUAUUGUUGACCAGUAGAAGGAGAUCAUCAAAUAUUGAUUGACAUCACUCUUCCGCAAUACUCUGAGGAGAUGGAGUCUCUGUUGGGCUUUCUUAACCACCACUGGGGCUCAGGACACAUUUCCUGAGUCCAAGAAGAGCAUAAUAUGGAGGGUGCCUGCUGGAUUAGACAAAUGGUCCAUUCUAGCCCACUGUUGCAGUCUAGGUGGCUCCAUCAAACCACGGAGCUCAGUUUACUAGUUUUGCAGAGGAAGCAGUGGGUGGGAACAGGAAGCAAGGCAGCAGAGCUCAGCGGCCAGGAGCCUCAGGUUCAAAACGUCCCUGGUCACUCCGCACUGAGGGCCUCUCAAAAUCCUGGAGCCUGUCCUGCAAGGUCUGGUCCUGUCCUCUCUUUUACCCCAGGAAUAUAUCACGAUACUUUUAUUCCUAAGCUUCCUAUGUUUGAGAUCCACUCCGCCACCCUGCUCCCAGACCAUCGGUUUAUCUUGCCCACAUUCCAACACGAAGUUUUAAGUUAUACAAUCCCAGCACAAGCUGGCAGGGACACACUCACGCCAUCUGCCAUUUUAGAUGUAAGCAACAUAAAUAAACUGUUGUUUUUUUAUCUUCAGUAUGAACUCUGCCAGCAGUUCAGUCAGCUCCCCAACUGCAAAAUGGUGUGGUUUAUUUUAUUUUUUUAUAAACAGUAAUAAACGUGUGUCAUAUUUUACAACUCUGUCAGUGGUAAGGGCCCUACCAGAUGCUGCUGAGAAUAUGCACGUUGGAAACUGUCCCAGACCAUAAACUUUCAAACAACGGUAACUAAGACCUACUGGAGUGAGCUAAAAUGUGACAAUUUGUGCCCCCAAAUCUGCCUCUAUGUGCAUUUUGAAAGUGCAUGGUCAGUGAGUGUUUAAAUACUUGCCCAAUGCUUGCUAAGUAUUCAGGAUCCAGUGAGUGCAUCUAAUAAAAUGUCCCGUGGAAACAUAGAUCAAACUGUGGGUUCAUCUAGCUCAGAAUUGUGGGUGGCCUGUGGUCUAAACCACUGAGCCACUUGGGCUUGCUGAUCAGAAGGUUGGCGGUUUGAAUCCCCGCAACAGGGUGAGCUCCCGUUGCUUUGUCCCAGCUCCUGCCAACCUAGCAGUUUGAAAGCACACCAGUACAAGUAGAUAAAUAGGUACCACUGCGGCGGGAAGAUAAACGGCAUUUCCGUGUGCUCUGGUUUCCGUCACGGUGUUCCAUUGCUCCAGAAGCGGUUUAGUCAUGCUGGCCACAUGACCCGGAAAGCUGUCUGUGGACAAACCCCAGCUCCCUCGGUCUGAAAGCGAGAUGAGUGCCGCAACCCCAUAGUCACCUUUGACCGGACUUAAGCGUCCAGGGGUCCUUUACCUUUUUACAAUGACUGGCAGCAGUUGCUCUCCAGGAUUUUGGGCAGCGUUCUCUCCUGACCCACAUAGGAGGAUGAUGGGGAAUGAAUGAUGGGACCUUCUGCACGGACAGGGCCCUGUUUAAGAAGCAUCUGGCAGGCCACUGUGAGAACAAGAGGCUGGACUAGAUGGGUCCUUGGCCUGAUCCAGCAAAGGCUCUUCUUAUCUUCUUCUGCCUCUCCCUUUGGACCCCUCCCUCGUCAUCUAGAUGUGUGAGCCUUUAGUCAUGUUUUCAGGCACCAUCUGUUUUUUUGCACUUAGCUGCUCCAAUGACGACAUUCUCUUUUAUAUAUAUAUAUACAUUUUUAUUGGUUUUUUUACAUAUCAUUUCCAACAUUCAUUUAACAUAACUUCUUAUCUUAUACAAUAUUUUAGACUUCCGUCAACACCUCUGAUGAUUUUCCAUUCUUUAUCACUAUGCAUUUCUUAAUUUCUCUAUUACUCUUAAUUAUCAUUAAUAAUUCUCAUAGUUUUUCUUGCAAUAUUUCAAAUAGUCCUCCUUACAGAACUUCUUGCAGUCCUACUAGUGUAAUCUGUUCAUUACAAUUGCUUUUCAAAUAGUUCAUAUAUUUACUCCAGUCUUCUAAGAAUCUCUGGUCCCGCAGGUUUCAAAUCCUUCCUGUUAAUUUAUCCAAUUCUGCAUAGUCCAUCCAUUUCUUCCACCACUCUUCUUUCAUCGGUAGUUCUUCUUGCUUCCAUUUUCGUGCCAAUAAUAUUCUUGCUGCCAUCACUGCAUAUAAAAACAACUUACAAUCCUGUCUGUUAAUAUCAUCUCCUACAAUGCUGAGUAAAAAUGCUUCUGGUUUCUUAAUACAUGUAUAUUUCAACAUUUUUUUCAUCUCAUUAUAUAUCAUUUCCCAGAAGUUUUUCACUUUUUUACAUUCCCACCACAUGUGAUAGAAAGUUCCUUCCUUGUCUUUACAUUUCCAACAUUUAUUACUUGUUUUAUACAUUUUAGCUAAUUUCACAGGGGUGAUAUACCACCUAUACAUCAUUUUCAUCACAUUUUCUUUCAAAGCAUUGCAUGCAGUAAAUUUCAAUCCUUCCUUCCACAGUUUUCCACAGUCUUUUAACUGUAUAUUAUACCCAAAAUCUUUGGCCCAAUGGGGACAUUCUCUUUCAGAUAAGCCUCUGGUGUUUCAGUUUGUCGACUGGGUCCUGCGUGGCAUCUCUCAGGUGAUGUUUGUCAGCAACCCGCUGAGUGGUCUGCUCAUGUUAGCUGGAUUCCUCGUCCAGAGCCCUUGGAUCACACUGACAUGUUGCACUGGAGUCAUUGUCUCAACAUUAACAGCACUGAUCCUGUGCCAAGAGAGGUAGGUUUGCCCCUGAAUUAUUCUUUCAUGACUCAAAUCACUUCUCUUUUCUUGUUUUACAUAUACAUAUAUAUACAUAUCUUUAGGCACCAGGCAAAAACAUUCCUCUUCUCCCAAGCCUUUGGCCAAUUAAAUAAUCUGUGGCCUCUUAAACUGGGGGUGUUUUUGUUUUUAUUUGUUAUUAUGGUGUGUUUUUGUGUGUGUAUGUGUGUGUGUGUUUUAUGUUUUUAUGUUGUAAACAGUCCUGUGAUCCUCUGAUGAAGGGCGAUAUAGAAAUUUAAUAUUAUUAUUAAUAUUAUUAUUAUUAUUAUUAUUAGGCGACUGGGCUUAUUGACAACUCCACAAAUAUCCUAUGUUCUGCAAUACAUUAGACUGAAAUUUUGGACACAGAAAGCUGAAGUUCUGUGAGCAGAAUUAUACUGUUCAACAGAGGGGAAUAAUAAAUGUUAUGUACUGAGCUUGGUCCUGCCAACCUAGCAGUUCGAAAGCACGUCAAAAUACAAGUAGAUAAAUAGGUACCGCUUCGGCAGGAAGGUAAACGGUGUUUCUGUGUGCUGCUCUGGUUCGCCAGAAGUGGCUUAGUCAUGCUGGCCACAUGACCUGGAAGCUGUACGCCGGCUCCCUCAGCCAAUAAAGUGAGAUGAGCGCCACAACCCCAGAGUCGGCCAUGACUGCACCUAAUGGUCAGGGGUCCCUUUACCUUUUUACUGAGCUUGGAUUCUAGAACAAUAGGCAGGUAGGGUCCUAGAAGGCAGCAACCUGAUUGGUCUGCAGCAGCCGCCCAAUCUGGCUCCAGGAGGAAGUGAAUCAGCAACCUGAUUGGCCUGCAGGAGCAGACCAAUCAGGCUCCAGGAGGGGAGUUGAAUCAGCCAAUCACACAUUGUUCAAAUAAUGUAUAUAUAGCCAGAGGUUUUGAGGGAAAACACACUCACUCACUGUUUACCAUGAGCUGAAAUAAAGAGCAUGAAAUCAACACUCAACUCCGAGUAUAUUUCAGGGGAUGUGGUCAGGAAUCAUCCCUUCCUUGCCAGCUAACCACAGAGACCCUCAACCAUUAGGCAAGGGCAGUCAUUGUCCGUUAUCACUCUUGGUCACAGCCUGGGGCAGAGGCAAAUAUCUUCUGCAGUCAUCAAGACUGCUCCUCAGACCCUCAGCUUCAGCAGCGACUGCGGAUGAGGAUACAGUUAUAAGCAUUUCCGACCUCUUUUGCUCCUCACGCAGGUCAGCCAUUGCUGCGGGACUCUACGGCUACAAUGGCGUGCUGGUAGGAAUGCUCAUGGCUGUGUUUUCCGACAAGGGAGAAUAUUACUGGUGGCUUUUGCUUCCUGUUGCUCUCAUGUCCAUGACGUGGUAAGUAUUUUGGGUUCCAAGUGUGCAUUUUGUGUGUGUGUGUGUGUGUGUGAAAAUACAGUGCCCCCUAUCCACUUUGUUCUCCUCUCACCGUCAGGCCAUAAGAUGCAUUUAUAUUAUACAACAAGGGUAGCCAACCUGGUGCCCUCAAGAUAUAGCUGGAUUACAAUUCCUUUCAGCCCUAAGCAUGGGCCAUAUUGGCUGCAGCUGAUGGGUGCUGGAAUUCAGAUAUUGGGUGAUGGGUGUUGGAAUCCAAUAUUUGGAUUGGCAGCAUGUUGGUGGGGGAGAAUUGGUCUUCCUUCCUUCCUUCCUUCCUUCCUUCCUUCCUUCCUUCCUUCCUUCCUGGAACCAUAAAAGCUAUCAUACCCCCCCAUCAGGGUCCCAAUCCAGAUUCUUCCCACCUCCUAAUGUAUGCAUGAUCAACUAAAUAUCUGGCCUUUCGGGACAUCUUCGGGAAAAGAAAAUACAGUGGUACCUCGGGUUACAGACGCUUCAGGUUAUGCGUUUUCGGGUUGCGCACCGUGCUGAACCCAGAAGUACUGGAAUGGGUUACUUCCGGGUUUCGGCACUUGCGCAUGCACAGAAGCACUAAAUCGCGCUUUGCGCAUGCACAGAAGCGCCAAAUUGCGACCCGCGCGUGUGCAGACACGGCGCUGCGGGUUGCGAACGAGUCUCCUGCAUGGAUCACGUUCGCAACCUGAGGUUCCACUGUACUAAGGAGUAAGCCUUACACAAAUCCAUAGUGGAUUCCCCUAAGACUGGUGGGUGGUUCCUUGUAUGCCUCCAUCCUCAACUCCUGCAGCCAGAUUGGCGCCAAACAUAUUGCUCUGCUUUCUUUUGGUCCACAUCAGUGAGGCUGAGAAGGGGGUCUUGUCAUCUGGGCAUCCCAGGACACACGCUGCCUAGGCUCGCGCCCCGGGGAGGUCUCUUGGAUGCUGCUAAUGCAGCAAAAAUAAACAAUGCAGGAGGUAGCCGUUGUGAAUUACCAGUCUUUGCAAUCACAGCAAGUGCUGCAAUCCUUCAGCGGUUUGACUUCACCCCCAGAGGCACACUCCAUUAUCUCUCGAGACAGAGGGACGCCAAAAAAACCCGGCUCCUUUAAGAGAAGCAACUAUGACCCAGAAGACCAGCUCCCGAACUUUUGUUAUACCAUUCAUUAAGCUUGCGAUGGGUUUUUGCAUAAACAGCAGAUGACAAUGCACUCUGUUAGAAUUCCUGCUCCGUGAUUGCAGUCAUGGGAUUGUUGUCUAUCACAUGACGGUGUAUGUUUUGACUCCACAGAGUGGAAAGUGACUGAGACAGGAUGUUUGUGUUACUGUGUUCCGUGAAGUGGGACUAUUGUCCUUUGCUCUUUUUCUCUUUGCUGUCUGAUGCUAGAGAGAGAGGGAGCCAUUUUGCUUGCAGUGUAAAUAAAAUAGAUUAGCCAAAAUGCUGAGUUGCUGAGGUCUGUCACGCAAGCUGCGAAGACUCUGCGGAUCCCUAAGUGUGCUGAUGUCUGUUGGCAUUGGUUGCUGUGAUGUUUGGGCAGAAGAAAGCUUUUGAAGCUCCCGAACAAUCAACCAGGAGGGAGAGAACAUGCCAGUCGGACAUGUGUCUCUGCCAGGGUCCUACUUGAGUGUAGGACGAGCUCCUGACACACUCAUGUUGAUAUUUGGUGUGGGUUUCUUAAAACAAAAUCCUUCACCUAAAGGCACACAUGCAGAGCUAAUGUAUUAUGUGGUUUCAUUCUGAGUGGGUAAUUGAGUCUGGGUUUUAUAGGCCUUGUCUCAUAUUCUAACUACAGUAGUGCCUCCGUUUACAAACUUAAACAGUUCCGGAAGUCCGUUCUUAAACUAAAACCGUUCUUAAACUGAAGCGUGCUUUCCCUAAUGAGGCCUCCCGCCACCAGUGCCCUUCCACCAUUUGGAUUCCGUUCUUAGACUGAGGUAAAGUUCUCAAACCAGGACACUAUUUCCGGUUUUGCGGAGUUUGUAAACUGAAUCGUUCUUAAACCAGACUGUUCUUAAACCAAGGUACCACUGUGCUUCACUAUAUCCCGUGUGUCUGCUAAACCAGAAAUUACCUCAAGUUCCUUUUUGUUUUUCUUCUUUUGUGAUUUUUCAUUGACAUAGUUCUACCAACUCCCACUAACUGGUUCCUUUCUUUCCAUUCAUUUUGAAAACAAUUUUCCCUCCCUUCAUAUAAACUGAACACUGAACCGAAACAAGUUUAUUGCAUGAGAUUCAUUCAACAGGAAGGUUACAUUCCAUGCUGCGUAUUGUGUAUUGUGUAUCACUUUGAGAAAUAUGAGCCAGUAACGCCAAAACAAAACAAAGCAAAACAAAAAUGCCAAAGUGAUAAAACUUCUCCCUUUGGCUCUGAGGACAAAAAAAACAGUUACUGAGAAUGCAUUCCAAUCUGUUUCCAAAAGGGGAGCACUUUUGCUCUCUGCUGAGCACUCACUCUGAUCUGUUUGUGGGGAGAUUCGACAAAGGGCUCAUCCACACCAAAUUUCCUCCUCACUUUCUAGCCACCGGUUCAUGCUUUUCCAGUCCGUGUGCAAGCACUUUUUUCUUCCCUGCCACUUUCCCUGCAAAACCCACUCUUUUAGAUGCAGAUAGUGUAUGGAUAAGUGACGCGGGUGGCGCUGUGGUCUAAACCACUGAGCCACUUGGGCUUGCUGAUCAGAAGGUCAGCGGUUCGAAUCCCUGCGACAGGGUGAGCUCCCGUUGCUCUGUCCCAGCUCCUGCCAUCCUAGCAGUUUGAAAGCACACCAAUGAGAGUAGAUAGGUACCACUGCAGCGGGAAAGUAAACGGCAUUUCCGUGCGCUCUGAUUUCCAUCACAGUGUUCUGUUGCACCAGAAGCGGUUUAGUCUUGCUGGCCACAUGACCCAGAAAGCUCUCUGUGGACAAACGCUGGCUUUCUUGCCCUGAAAGCGAGAUGAGCGCCACAACCCCAUAGUCGCCUUUGACUGGACUUGAUUGUCCAGGGGUCCUUCACCUUUACCUUUAUCGUAUGGAUAAAUGCAACAAUGUUUGGAAUCCAUUCAUAAGAAGCGUAAUGUCUUGUUAAUAAUAAUUUUACAUUUAUUGGAUUAAUUGCAUCACUUAUGUCCUCUAUUGUGUACUCUAUUCUAUUGUGUUGGUUAUUUCCCCUCUUUCUUUCUUUCUUUUCAUAUUAUUCACAUCUUUCAUAUUUCUUUUCUUUCAUUGAAGAUUUUUCACUGAAAACUUAUACAGUGGUACCUCGCGUUACAGACGCUUCAGGUUAAAAACGCUUCAGGUUACAGACUCCGCUAACCCAGAAAUAGUACCUCGGGUUAAGAACUUUGCUUCAGGAUGAGAACAGAAAUUGUGCAGCGGCAGUGGGAGGCCCCAUUAGCUAAAGUGAUACCUCAGGUUAAGAACAGUUUCAGGUUAAGAACAGACCUCCGGAACGAAUUAAGUUCUUAACCCAAGGUACCACUGUACAUACAUAUAUAUGUGUGUAUACACACACACACACACACACACACACACACACACACACUUUCUUGGCAGCCCACAGAAAACCCUAAUUGCCCUUUGCUCCGAUUCAGUGUGAAAGAGCAGGUUUCCUACAGAAAGCUGUGGGGCAAAAAAGGGGGGGUGCUCAGAAAUGGACUGGGGAAAUGCAAACAUAUGCCUAGAAAGCAUGGGGGCCAAAAAAAAAAAAAAGUUCAGGGGGAGGGGCCCUCAAAGUUGCACCAAGCAACUGUCAACCUUCACUUUCCAGCACAUUUUUCUAAUUGCUUUCCUUAUCACAAAACAGUCCAAUUUGGAUGGGGAAGCGGGUUUGUUUCGCAAGAUCUCCUAAACAACUUUCAUUGUGCAACCUGCAUUUGCCGGUACGUGGUUGAAUCCACCAGAAAAUAGCUACAGUUUGGAAGCCUGCUGGGGCUUCUGUAGCAGCAGCAGCAAGCUGGGUAGAAUUUUGUUCGCAAUUUCUCCAGGCUUUCUGUAAAAAUAUAAAAAAUAAACAGAAGCCAACUCCCCCUCCCAAUACGAUUACAGUAGAACCUCAGGUUACAGAUGCUUCAGGUUACAGACUCCGCUAACCCAGAAAUAGUACCUCAGGUUAAGAACUUUGCUUCAAGAUGAGAACAGAAAUCGUGCUCCAGCGGCACGGCGGCAACGGAAGGCCCCAUUAGCUAAAGUAGUGCUUCAGGUUAAGAACAGUUUCAGGUUAAGAACAGACCUCCAGAACGAAUUAAGUUCUUAACCCAAGGUACCACUGUAUUAGACAUUUAAAUGUUUUCUGCUUCUGUGCUUUCCCAUGCUUAAAGAACUGUGUACACGCUGGGUAUGAGCCAAAGCUCCUCAAGGCUCCUAUUUGCCAAAGCAACUCUGUGCACACAGAGAGCUGCCCCAAUUUCCUUUGAGUAGGGAUGGGAGGGUAAUUCAGUUCAGUUGACAAACAAGAAGAAGAGAAGAGUUUUGGAUUUGAUAUCCCGCCUUUCACUCCCUUUAAGGAGUCUCAAAGCGGCUAACAUUCUCCUUUCCCUUCCUCCCCCACAACAAACACUCUGUGAGGUGAGUGAGGCUGAGAGAUUUCAGAGAAGUGUGACUAGCCCAAGGUCACCCAGCAGCUGCAUGUGGAGGAGCGGAGACGAAAACCCGGUUCACCAGAUUACGAGACUACCGCUCUUAACCACUACACCACACUGGCUCUCUACCUGAUUCACACGAUUCAAAGGCAAAUCUACCUGAUUCACACAUUCCGGGGGGAAAUAUGCAGGUUGACACACAGCCAUCCGGCAAAAUUUGUGCUUUCCUGAAUGUUGCAAUGCAGAUUGGCAGUCAACUUUUUCCUGGCAUCCAUCUGUCUCGGGAGUUGAUGGAGGAGUGCGCCUUCGGGGCUAAAGUCAAACCAUUGGAGAGUUGCAGCGCCUGCUGUGGCUGUAGAGACUGAGAUGGGAGAGACAUGUUUUGUUGCAGCUGGGGCAGAUGAAGGGGUCCAGUUUUGCUGCUGCAGAUGCACCAUGGCAUUUCGUCUCUCUAUGCUCCUCCCAGUGGUCGUUCCUCCUCUGGUCACAGCUAUGGAUGCACGACUUGACUGCUUGUCUCCAGGCACUGUGGUCGUCCGCAAGGGAUUCUCGCGUGGCUGGGUUGAUAUUGUCAGCCUCCAUGUCACGUUUGCAGACAUCUUUGCAACGCAAGAGUUGGUCUGCCAAUGGGCCUGGUGCAAAUCCAUUUUGUUGUUGUUGUUUAGUUGUUUAGUCGUGUCCGACUCUUCGUGACCCCAUGGACCAGAGCACGCCAGGCACUCCUGUCUUCCACUGCCUCCCGCAGUUUGGUCAAACUCAUGCUGGUAGCUUUGAGAACACUGUCCAGCCAUCUCGUCCUCUGUCGUCCCCUUCUCCUUGUGCCCUCCAUCUUUCCCAACAUCAGGGUCUUUUCCAGACAGCCUUCUCUUCUCAUGAGGUGGCCAAAGUAUUGGAGCCUCAGCUUCACAAUCUGUCCUUCUAGUGAGCACUCAGGGCUGAUUUCCUUCAGAAUGGAUAGGUUUGAUCUUCUUGCAGUCCAUGGGACUCUCAAGAGUCUCCUCCAGCACCAUAAUUCAAAAGCAUCAAUUCUUUGGCGAUCAGCCUUCUUUAUGGUCCAGCUCUCACUUCCAUACAUCACUACUGGGAAAACCAUGGCUUUAACUAUACGGACCUUUGUUGGCAAGGUGAUGUCUCUGCUUUUAAGAUGCUGUCUAGGUUUGCCAUCGCCUUUCUCCCAAGGAGCAGGCGUCUUUUAAUUUCGUGACUGCUGUCACCAUCUGCAGUGAUCUUGGAGCCCAAAAAAGUAAAAUCUCUCACUGCCUCCAUUUCUUCCCCUUCUAUUUGCCAGGAGGUGAUGGGACCAGUGGCCAUGAUCUUUGUUUUUUUGAUGUUGAGCUUCAGAUCAUAUUUUGCGCUCUCCUCUUUCACCCUCAUUAAAAGGUUAUUUAAUUCCUCCUCACUUUCUGCCAUCAAGGUUGUGUCAUCUGCAUAUCUGAGGUUGUUGAUAUUUCUUCCGGCGAUCUUAAUUCCUGCUUGGGAUUCAUCCAGCCCAGCCUUUCGCAUGAUGAAUUCUGCAUAUAAGUUAAAUAACCAGGGAGACAAUAUACAGCCUUGCCGUACUCCUUUCCCAAUUUUGAACCAAUCAGUUGUUCCAUAUCCAGUUCUAACUGUAGCUUCUUGUCCCACAUAGAGAUUUCUCAGGAGACAGAUGCAAAUCCAUAUACUACACUAAAACGUGCUUUAAAAUGCAUAUACAGUGGUACCUUGGUUCUCAAACACCUUGCCUCCCGAAUAAAUUGGCUCCCGAAUGCCGCAAACUUGGAAGUAAGUGUUCCGGUAUGCGAACGUUUUUCAGAAGCUGAACAGCCGACAUGAAUUCUGCUUGAGUGCAGGAAGCUCUUGCAGCCAAUUGGAAGCUACGCUUUGGUUUUCGAACGGUUUCAGGAAUAGAACAGAGUCCCAGAACAGAUAAUAAUAAUAAUAAUAAUAAUAAUAAUAAUAAUAAUAAUAAUUUAUUUAUACCCCGCCCAUCUGGCUGGGUUUCCCCAGCCACUCUGGGCAGCUUCCAACAUAAUAUUAAAAUACAAUUGUCUAUUUAACAUUAAAAGCUUCCCUAAAGCUUGAGAACCAAGGUACAACAGUAAUAAUGAAAGUAACAUUAAAAAUGCAUUAUAUUCAUGGAAACUGCUUUGCAAAAACAUGUACAGUGGUAUCUCUGGUUGCGAAGGGGAUCCGUUCGCAACAUGAAAAGAGUGCAAGCCACAGCGGCACGUCUGUGCAUGUGCUGGUUGCGAUUCGCUGCUUCUGCGCAUGCGCGUGACGUCAUUUUGCGCGUCUGUGCAUGCGCGAGCGGCGGAACCCUGAAGUAACCCUUUUCAGUACUUCCGGGCUGCCGCGGGACAUAACCUGAAAGAACGUAACAUGAAGCAGAUGUAACAUGAGGUAUGACUGCAUGUAAAAAAAUUGCAUGGGAUAUCCCAUUGUGCAAGUGGAAAUCACUGCUGGCAGGACCUCUUAGCUGAAUCCCAUGCAAUAUUACUAACUGUGAAUCUAUACAUAUAAGUUAGCGUAAGCACAUUUUAACGCAAAACUGUGUCCCCCUUAGCUCUGUUGUGUUUCCUCUCUGUGUACAGUGAUGCUCUUUUGUUUUUCUAUUCCAGUCCUAUUUUCACGAGUGCCUUAGCCUCCGUCUUCAGCAAAUGGGACCUGCCGGUUUUCACGCUGCCCUUCAACCUGGCUCUGAGCAUGUUCGUGGCCGCCACUGGCCCCCACAACCCCUUCUUCCCCUCAACGCUCAUUCAACCCGUGACCUCGGUGCCCAACAUAACGUGGUGGGAGGCCGAAGCAUCUUUGGUAAGGGCAGUUUCAAAUGCUCGCAUCUCUCAGCCAAGGGAAUUCAUACGGGUGGGCCCUCUGAAUGAGGGAACAGGGGGUGGAAACAAACCACUUUCAGACAAAGGAUUGCGGGGCCCGAUUCCUGCAUCUAUUACCCUUUACAUUCUGGUUGCUCCUAUACUGGGCUGAGCACAAUAGGAUUCUGCACCAAGGGGCAAGUCAAUUGCAAAACCUCAAGCUGAGAACAAGCCUUGAGUCAUGGACACUGGACAGUGAAUCCAGGGGAAAUUAUUCUCUUUUUUAAAAAAAAAAUGUGGGUGAAACUGUGUGAUUAACAGGUAAUAGACAGUCUUUUAAGAAAGCACCAUAACUCAAUAAAUAAUGUAUAACAACUGUACUGGAGGUAAACAUUUGAACCAAACACAUUUCGACUUUGAUGCCUUCCUCGUUGGCCCUAAUUGGCUGCAUGUAUAUAAAUAAGCAUCAAAUAUGAAAUACAGUUUUUAAUAUGUUGAUUACACGAUUUGAGGUUUCAUCCUGGCUUGUGGUUUCACAGUGCUUCUAUACUGAGGCCCUAGUACGUAAAAGAGUGCCUCCCCCAAUAUCAACCGUCUCAGGCCCUAUGGCUCUGAGGGUGGUGAUUUUACGGCGUGUUGCCUAAAUGCUGCUACUUAGUAGUGGUCCCGUGCUUCUGCAAUCCCCUCUCUGGUGGUGUCCAUCUGCUCCCCCCCCCCCUUGCUCUUAAUAUUUCAGUAGUUUUUUUUAUAAUGUUCCUGUUCACCCACCCAUGUGGUGGCUGAAACAUAGGGGAUUUGAGGAGCAAACUUGGAAUUAUUAGCAGUGAGGAUACUUGGUUUGCCUGAGGUGGUCACUGCACUCUGCCUAAUGGCAUUAUUAUUAUUAUUAUUAUUAUUAUUAUUAUUAUUAUUUUAUAUAACACCAAAGAACACAGGGUGGUUUACAACAUGUUGUUGUUGUUGUUUAGUCGUUUAGUCGUGUCCGACUGUUCAUGACCCCAUGGACCAGAGCACGCCAGGCACUCCUGUCUUCCACUGCCCCCCGCAGUUUGGUCAAACUCAUGCUGGUAGCUUCGAGAACACUGUCCAACCAUCUCGUCCUCUGUCGUCCCCUUCUCCUUGUGCCCUCCAUCUUUCCCAACAUCAGGUUCUUUUCCAGACAGCCUUCUCUUCUCAUGAGGUGGCCAAAGUAUUGGAGCCUCAGCUUCAGGAUCUGUCCUUCCAGUGAGCACUCAGGGCUGAUUUCCUUCAGAAUGGAUCGGUUUGAUCUUCUCGCAGUCCAUGGGACUCUCAAGAGUCUCCUCCAGCACCAGAAUUCAAAAGCAUCAAUUCUUCAGUGAUCAGCCUUCUUUAUGGUCCAGCUCUCACUUCCAUACAUCACUACUGGGAAAACCAUAGCUUUAACUAUACGGACCUUUGUCAGCAAGGUGAUGUCUCUGCAUUUUAAGAUGCUGUCUAGGUUUGUCAUCACUUUUCUCCCAAGAAGCAGGCAUCUUUUAAUUUCGUGUCGGCUGUCACCAUCUGCAGUGAUCUUGGAGCCCAAGAAAGUAAAAUCUGUCACUGCCUCCAUUUCUUCCCCCUUCUAUUUGCGGUUUACAACAUAAAAACACCAAAUACAUCCCAGGCAGGAUCCCCUCUUCGAUUUGUGGAUGCUGUGUGUGAGCAGUUGUCUGUGGCCCAUGCCCAACACCAGAUUUGCCUAGGUAAGCCACAAACAGUGCCAGUUUACCAAAUAGGCAGAGUAGGCACCGACCUCUGGGCCCCACACCUUUUAGGGGCCCUGCGACAACAGACCAAAAUAUUAUUGGUGUGAUAUUGAAGGGAAAUUACAAUCUAGCCUUCUUCGUUCAUUGUGAGAGGGGGCCCUGAUAUGUCAGCUGACUAGAGGCCUCCACAGGGUUUAAUCUGGUACGGGUCACACUGGAAACAGCAGCAGCAAACCUUGCGCUGAUUUUAAGCAGUUUCCUUUGCCCCCUAACCCACAAAGCAGCUGUUUGUGGGUUUGGUUUACGUGACAACCCCAGAGCCAUAGAAAAACACCCAGCUGGAAAAGUUGUGCAUAAGAUUUUAUUGUGGCAAUCGACUUUUAUAUGCUCUGCGAACUAACUCCCCUAACUGCCUAAUUGGGCCUAAUCGACACGUUAUGAAAUCCAAGUGAUCUUUCCAACUUCCAAACACCCUGGAUCUCGGAGACUUUGGUCUCUCGUUGGCACAAGGUCAAAUAAACAGCCCAAUGUGAUCAGGUGGGAAAGGGGCAGCGCCAUGCUUCCUGCGAACAGAUCCAAGCUCAGCAAUCGACCUAGCCUUAUCUAUAACCACUUUAGCUUCAGUUGGUCGCCCAUUGAAUAAUUACGUGAAGAGACCUUCAAAGUGUGAAGCUGCCAAGAUAAUAAUAAUAAUAAUAAUAAUAAUAAUAAUAAUAAUAAUAAAAUAAUAAUAAUAAUUUUAUUUAUACCCUGCCCCCCCCAGCCAGAGCCAGGCUCAGGGCGGCUAACACCAGUAAAAUUGCAGUAAAAUCAUAAGGGGGGGACCAAUUUAAAAUACAGGUUAAAAUGCAAUUUAAAAUGCAGCCUCAUUUUAAAAGUAGCCCAUAGAUCAAAACCAUAAGGGGAGGGAAAACAUAAGAGUCAAACUGAGUCCAAACCAAAGGCCAGGCGGAACAGCUCUGUCUUGCAGGCCCUGCGGAAAGAUGUCAAGUCCCGCAGGGCCCUAGUCUCGUGACAGAGCGUUCCACCAAAUCGGGGCCAGUACUGAAAAGGCCCUGGCCCUAGUUGAGACCAAUCUAACCACCUUGAGACCUGGGACCUCCAAAAUAUUGUCAUUUGUGGACCUUAAGGUCCUCCACGGGGCAUACCAGGAGAGGCGGUUCUGUAGAUGUGGGGAGGAGGAUUGAAUUUAUGUGUCAAGGUAGCCUGAGGUCCGCAUUCCCUUCCAGAUUGUCUGUGGCAGGUCAGAAGCAACUCACAUGCACACUACAACGUACUCAUAAGCCAACUUCUCUCAGCAGCCAGGAACAUCAUAACCAGACACUGAAGGGACCUGUCAGGAGUAAACAUGGACUACUGUUACCAAACCUUAUGGGAAACAGCCCUACUAGAAAAAUAAACCAACAAACUGAAAGUAGCAUGGGGACGAAUAAAAGAGGACAUCUUCGCCCCGGUGUGGCUCCCCUUUGUUACAUACGCAGCCCAACAAGACGACAACAGGAACCCACCGACAGCAUAUGAAUCAAUAUGGCUCAAUUGACCCAACAAUUCUCACACACGCAAACAAAACUCACUGCUAUAGUCAACUAUAGGCAACCAACCAUGCCCUGUGUCCCAAUCUCUCUCUCCGCCAACAAAAACUAAUAAAUGAAUAAAAAUAGGACCGACCCAUGUGAUGCUGAAACAAAAACCUUAUGCGUACACUAUGUAGGGGAUGCGGGGGGCGCUGUGGUCUAAACCACAGAGCCUAGGGCUUGCCAAUCAGAUGGUCGGCAGUUCGAAUCCCCGCAAUGGGGUGAGCUCCCAUUGUUUGGUCCCUGCUCCUGCCCACCUAGCAGUUCGAAAGCACGUCAAAGUGCAAGUAGAUAAAUAGGUACCACUCCGGCGGGAAGGUAAGCGGCGUUUCCGUGCGCUGCUCUGGUUCGCCAGAAGCAGCUUAGUCAUGCUGGCCACAUGACCUGGAAGCUGUCUGCGGACAAACACCGGCUCCCUCGGCCUAUAGAGCGAGAUGAGCGCGCAACCCCAGAGUCGUCCGCGACUGGACCUAAUGGUCAGGGAUACCUUUACCUUUUUACACUAUGUAGAAGAACAAAAGUUUGCUGCCCUCCUCCUCUUCUCCCCCAACUUUAUAUGGUCUAUAACAUUAGCGUCUCACAUUGAAUAUGAAUGAUCUGUAGAAAACUCUAUGAACUGAAAGCAGAGAUGCCGCAUGUGUUUUUGUAACCAAGAAAAUAUUUAAUAGAAACAGUUUUUAAGAAACAAGUAAGUGAAUAACUCGUACGGCAUCUGUGAAGUUAGGAGAAUCAAAUUUCUACCCCACUCAUAGUGUGGAGAAGAGUUUUCUCCACCAAAAAUUACGUUGGAGGGAGGGAAGGAAAAUGUCUUUUCGUUCGUGUUUUUUCUUCAAAUGCUCUUCUGGAUUUUAACCCCAAUUGUCCUAAUGGUGUUCUUCAUACCCCCAUCAUUCCCCAUCGUUGUGUCUUCUAACCUGAGAGUUAGAUUCAAGAUCAUAUUGAUUCAGGGCCACACACCCAACCCCUCAGUUAGCUGUAAUGAAAUAUUUGGGAUAUGCACAGAAUUGUAUGUUCUGGAGCCGCGUUCCUGAAAACCGUCAAGAUUCUGUUGACGUGAGCAGCGCUGCGUCCCACAAACUCAGUGGAAAAGUACAGCUUGGGGCCUCUGUUGGCAAAUGGGUUUUUUGGCAUUGAGACCAGUCACCUCCAGCUUCCAUGGAGGGGAGACGUAUUAUGAGAGAUUAACAGGUUAUUAGAAAUAUUUUUUAUUCUUAUCUCCGCAAGAGACUUCAAAAAGCGUGUGCCAGCAGCGUCAUUUAGUGGAACGCUCCCCUGUGACUUAGCCAAAGCAGUAAUGAGUUUUCUGCUGUCAAGCUGAAGCAGACUCAUGCGUCGGGCAUUUAAUUUCAUUUAAAAGGGGGCCUUUGUUUCGGCGGCCGUCUCAUCACAGUUCAUAUUCAUAACAUUCACUGCCUGACAUUAGCUGCUUGUUUGAAAGGAAGGAAGGGCACAUACCAGCUCAGGGGUCGAGAGUUCAGCUCACAAAAGCCCAGUUUAUAUGUCCCUGGAACAGAAGCAAACUUCAUUCAACUGGAGGGGGAGCAGUAACAGCGUCCCUCACCUCCCGUUAGCAGAUAGUGUCAGGUCUUAAGAUGGGAGCUCCAUGUUGAUGGCUGGCUAUCCACUCCCUGCAGGCGGAUGAAAUUCCUUUCAGGAGAAGGAGGAAUUUAAUGAAUGGAAUGUUCUUGCAGAAUCCUCACCACAGAGAUGGGGAACCUGCAGCCCUCCAGACCAGGACUGGCCCACCGAUUAAGCAAGGUGACACAGCCACCUCAGGCGGCAGGCUCCACUGGGGUGGCAGAUCACUUCUUUCCCCUUUGUUCCUGAUACUGUUAUGUAUUUAACACAUCUUAUGUUACAAGGCAUAAUUGAUGCCGAAGAAUUGAUGCUUUUGAAUUAUGGUGCUGGAGGAGACUCUUGAGAGUCCCAUGGACUGCAAGAAGAUCAAACCUAUCCAUUCUGAAGGAAAUCAGCCCUGAGUGCUCACUGGAAGGACAGAUCCUGAAGCUGAGGCUCCAGUACUUUGGCCACUUCAGGAGAAGAGAAGACUCCCUGGAAAAGACCCUGAUGCUGGGAAAGAUGGAGGGCACAAGGAGAAGGGGACGACAGAGGACGAGGUGGUUGGACAGUGUUCUCGAAGCUACCAGCAUGAGUUUGACCAAACUGCGGGAGGCAGUGGAAGACAGGAGUGCCUGGCAUGCUCUGGUCCAUGGGGUCACGAAGAGUCGGACACUACUAAACGACUAAACAACAACAUGUUACAAAGUGUGUUCUAACCAAUCGUAUAAGCGUUGGUAGUCGAACGUUCUAAUGGCAAGUAAGCACAUGCAUUUUCAACUAUUAACUGUCAACGGUCAGUUCAUGCUCAGUUUAUUAUUGUGUUGUCCAGUCAGUUCAGCUCUUGUUUUCCUGUGAGUGAGCUGUUGAAUAAACCUAGUUGAGGAACUUACACUGCCUUGGGCUUCUGACUUUUCCCGAACAUUUAACAUUUUGUGAUCUGCCUCAGGUGCCAAAACAUCUUGGGACAGCCCUGCUCCAGAUGUUGCUCGACACCAACUCCCAGCAACGCCAGGGGUGACGGGGGCUGAAGAUCAGCAGUAUCUGGAAGCCACAGUGUCCAUCACCCAGGAGGGGUGAUUGACUGACAAGGGGAGGCCAGUAUUUCUGGGUUCCUCAGGUAGCAAGGCAGCAUAGAUGGUGCUCUUGAGCAACAGUGUUUGAUAUUCCAAGUUAGCUGUGGAAACAGGUAAAGGUAAAGGUAAAGGGACCCCUGACCAUUAGGUCCAGUCGCGGACGACUCUGGGGUUGCGGUGCUCAUCUCGCUUUAUUGGCCGAGGGAGCCGGCGUACAACUUCCAGGUCAUGUGGCCAGCAUGACUAAGCCGCUUCUGGCGAACCAGAGCAGCACACGGAAACGCCGUUUACCUUCCCGCUGGAGCGGUACCUAUUUAUCUACUUGCACUUUGACGUGCUUUCGAACUGCUAGGUUGGCAGGAGCAGGGACCAAGCAACGGGAGCUCACCCUGUCGCGGGGAUUCGAACCGCCGACCUUCUGAUUGGCAAGUCCUAGGCUCUGUGGUUUAACCCACAGCGCCACCCGCGUCCCUGUAAACAGAGCAUUGGUUAUUGUUCAUUCAUGGUGAUUUGUGUUCAUAAUGCUAAUGGGUCGGUCACAUGCGACCCCUCUUUCAAUACUCUUCAUAUCUGCAAAAGUUCUGGGGCGGUCAAACUGCUUCAUUUUCAAUCAGAGCAUCUCCUGUAAUGUCCUGCUGAAACCUCAUAACCUUUUUCAUAAGAUCACAGAUUCGUAGAGUUGGAGGGUCAUCUAGUCCAACGCACUUCAAUGCAGGAAACUUUUGCUUGAACUCACGACCUUGAGAUUAAUAGUCUCAUGCUCUACAGACUGACCUAUCGCAGAACCUAUGUUCUGGUCUGGCUUUUUUUCCACUUUUGUUGCGCUGUAGUCCCUAUAGCAGGCAUAGGCAAACUCGGCCCUCCAGAUGUUUAGAGACUACAAUUCCCAUCAUCCCUGACCACUGGUCCUGUUAGCUAGGGAUGGUGGGAGUUGUAGUCCCAAAACAUCUGGAGGGCAGAGUUUACCUAUGCCUUCCCUAAGGAGAGCAAUAAUGUGGUAGCAUGAGGGAAAAAAUCACAGAAUCAAACAGAAUAACAAGCUGAAUAAACCCAUCACUCAUACACUACUAUUGUGCCAGUAUUGUGUUGCAAAAUGCAUCUGCAUUAAAACAUAAGUCCAGAGAGGCUUUAAGAUGCCAGAGCCUGGUUUCUGAGAGCCCCAGUAAGAGACUCACAAAUGAGAAUGUCUGCUGGAUUAGGCCAAUGGCCCAUCUAGUCCAGCAUUUAUUUCUCACAAUGGCCAACCAGAUGCCUAUGGGACCCACCUAAACACACACACACACACACAUACACAGAGUGCCCUAAAUAAAGCUUGCACUCUGCAAGCAUAGAUACAUGUUCCUGGUGCCAUAAUCCAGGAAUCGAAUACACCCAGAUUUUAAAACUAUUGAAGGCUGAGAAUAUACAUCAGAAAUGGUACCUUUUAUCACUAUCCUAUGCUUUCAUAAGGGACACGAGUGGCACUGUGGGUUAAACCAUAGAGCCUAGGACUUGCCAAUCAGAAGGUCGGCGGUUCAAAACCCCGCGACGGGGUGAGCUCCCGUUGCUCGGUCCCAGCUCCUGCCAACCUAGCAGACCAAAAGCACAAAGUGCAAGUAGAUAAAUAGGUACCGCUCCGGCGGGAAGGUAAACGGCGUUUCCGUGUGCUGCUCUGGUUCGCCAGAAGCGGCUUAGUCAUGCUGGCCACAUGACCCGGAAGCUGUACGCUGGCUCCCUCGGCCAAUAAAGCGAGAUGAGCGCCGCAACCCCAGAGUCAGCCACAACUGGACCUAAUGGUCAGGGGUCCCCUUUACCUUUAUGGUGGGAGACUGGAUUCUGGGCAAUUGAUGGUCCUUAUUAAUAUGGGGGCAUUCGUAUGGAAGACCAUUAUCAUACAACCUUGAAACCUGAUAUAUCUUUUCCCAAUACCUGUUCCACAGAUUUUGCAGUCCGUCCCAGUAGGAGUUGGGCAAGUGUACGGCUGCGAUAACCCUUGGACCGGAGGCAUUAUCAUGGUGGCUCUGUUCAUUUCCUCCCCGCUCAUCUUCAUCCAUGCCGUGAUUGGCUCGGCACUGGGGGUGCCUGCAGGUAUGCGAAUGCCCUAGGCAGCCAGAACCGGCUUAAACCAUUAUCCUAAGUACUCCAUCCUAUAGAUAUCCAGCCAAACUGGGGUUACAACUGUUAGUAUCUGGUUAGCUUGCCAGAUAAAACCAACGAACCAUGCUUGGGGUCUAAAGAGGGAAGAACUUGCCUUCUUGGUCAAAUGAGGGGGCCGGUGACCACAGAUACCCUUGCAUGUCAAAUUCCAUCUUGAGAUCCUAGGGUAGAAGGUUUCUAGAGAUUGUGUGGACCUAAUCACCUAAUAAUAAUAAUAUUUAUACCCCACCCAUCUGGCUGGGUUUCCCCAGCCACUCUGGGCGGCUUCCAACAGAACAUUAAAAUACAAUAACCUAUUAAACAUUAAAAGCUUCCCUAAACAGGGCUGCCUUCAGAUGUCUUCAAAAAGUCUGGUCGUUGUUGUUCUCUUUGACAUCUGCUGGGAGGGCAUUCCACAGGGCAGGCGCCACUACCGAGAAGACCCUCUGCUGGGUUCCCUGUAACUUGGCUUCUCGCAGUGAGGGAACCGCCAGAAGGCCCUCGGAGCUGGACCUCAGUGUCCGGGCUGAACGAUGGGGGAGGAGACUCUCCUUCAGAUAUACUGGACCGAGGCCAUUUAGGGCUUUAAAGGUCAGCACCAACACUUUGAAUUGUACUUGGAAACGUACUGGGAGCCAGUGUAGGUCUUUCAAGACCGGUGUUAUAUGGUCUCGGCAGCCGCUCCUAUUAUUUCCUAGGUAUCAAGACUGGGGAACACUUGACCCUCCAGAUGUAGCAGGAGACCAUCUCCCAUCGGAUGGGCCAAAUUUUAGUUCAGCAACAUCUGGAGGGCCAAAUGUUUCCCUUCAGCCCAGGAGUGACUUGUCUUCUUCUCACCUGUCUUCUUUGCAGCCCUGAGCCUAGCCACACCUUUUAACAAUAUUUAUGCCGGCUUGUGGAAUUACAACAGUUGCCUCUCCUGCAUUGCAAUCGGGGGCAUGUUCUACGCCCUCACCUGGCAGACCUUCCUUCUUGCACUUGCUUGUGGUAGGUACCCAGUUUCAUCCCUAUUGUGCUCGCACAACCCAUAGGAAACUGUCAGAGCAUUUGUCCCUGUUGCCAAGUAUUGCCUCCUAUGAUUGGUAGCAUUUCUCCAGAGUCUCAUUUCCCAUCACUUGCUUCCUGAAGAUGCCAGAGAUUGAACUUUGGGGAUUUUUCUUGGGUUUUAAAAAAUAUACAUUGACUUAGUUUAUAGCAGAAUUUAAAGCUUGGAAGCUGGGUCUGCCCAUUUCCUCUGCCACCCCUUCUGUCUCAUUCUCACAUCGUUAGCAUUACUUAACUUUUAAAAAAGGGAAAUAGAGGGGUCCCAUUGGAAUAGAAAAAUAAGUUGCGUAGUGAGUUCCCGCCCCCCCUACCCAGUGGAAAUAAAGACACAUGACACAAUUAUUAAGGUUAAUGGGCUAAAUAAGGCCACAACUUUAUUGAUUACAGGUAUGAGCGGUAUUGGCUUAGGCAUUGGUCCUAACCGACUAUAUCCGACUUCAGCCCGUCCGCUUGAAGUCCGGGAAGGGUUAACCACCAGUCGGGGAGUCCUGCUGAUGCACAUCAACUAGGAACUUCCCCAGGGUCACUGAUUGGGGGUGUACCUUAGGCCCUCACCUCCCUAGGCUUCGGACAGGGCCACGCCCCCCGGAAUCCUUUAGCGGACUCCCCUUCAAUAUGCGGGGCAGGUGAUGGCGCUUCCUCCACUCUUCCAUCUACAGAACCAUGCCAAUGCCUAACCGCCAAUACCAAGAAAGUUGUGACGAUUUGCUACGAGGUAGGCAAAAACCAAGUGGCUGGUGCCAAUUUGCCAAGUGGAAAAAUUCCUACCAGGCCCCUCAACGGUGACCAACCAAGGUCCAUAGCAAGGUCAAGGAACGAAAACCUUAGAGGGUGGGAGGGUGGGAAACAGGAGCAGCUGGAGGCGGCAAAAGAGGGAGAUCCCCGGCCGCGCCUCCAUUAAAUAGGGCAGGCCAUGCCCCCCGAGCCAGAACUAAGACUUUCAGAGACCUAUAAGACUUAUGUUUAUUUGGUUUAUUUGGUUCUAUGUUUUCAAGAGAAUCCAUCAAGAGUGCAUAUUUUGUGACUUUGGGGGAUUUAGAAGAUUUCUGUUUAUUUGGUUUUGCAGAGAGUGCAUAUUUCAUAUAUUUCAUAUUGUUCAAUGUUCUGUAUAGGUUAUAUAAAGAGUUUAUAUUGACAUCGCAUUGUUGUACCUGGUCAUCGAGUUGCCUUUGGAUAUUACCACUUCAGAAUCUGCCAUAUAGACUAGUCUAAUUAACUUCCCCUUUGUCUCGUCUCCCCCCACCCAUGCCUCUCUCUUUUUUUCCAGCUCUGUUUACUGCCUACUCAGGAGGAGCACUGGGCCAUAUGUUUUCCGUGGUGAGUUUUGCAGGCUUUAAGGGGUUGAAUUCAUCAUUAAGUGUUCAGAGUCGCUUUCUUAGUGAUAAGGUCACUAUCCCCUUAAGAGUGCUGGGAGGGUAAGCAGCAGGGAGAUGGCUGCAAUCCCCCCCCCCCCACACACACACCUUAAAAAAAAUGGAAGCACACAAAAAGGAGCUUGUUGGUCUUGGCUCCUGACUCUGGGAGAUUUAAAAGGGGAAUAAAAAAAAGUAAAGCUGCUAUUCUACAGCACUCCUGUCUUCUUGCAAUUAUUCAUUAUUUAGAAAAUGUGUAAACUGCUGGAUCAAAAGGUUUUUACAGCCAGUAUACAAAUGAAAUUGGAAUCCACUGUCCAGAACACACAUACAUAAGGUCAUCAUCAUUAAAAGUCAAACUCAAUACACCUUUUAAAACAGUUACAGGCAAACAAAUGUUAUGCGUGAUGGCAUACAUUGUUCCAUGCCACCUACAUAACCCCACUGUUUCAUUUUGGGGUUUCCCCAACAACUGAACAAACCCCUGAAAUGAAAUGAAAUGAAAUGAAAUGAAAUGAAAUGAAAUGAAAAGAAAUGAGAGGAGACCACAGAAUAGUAAAGAGAUGUAAUGGAGAAAAUCCUCUGUUCUUUACUUUAUCGUGUUGUCUUUUCACUUUGAAUACCUGUUGCCUGUUCAGAGCCAGAGCAAAUGAACAAACCAACCUAAGAUGCUUAAAAAGCAUAGGCCCCUGGUCCAUAAUAAGUACCGUAUUUUUCGCUCUAUAAGACGCACCAGACCACAAGAUGCACCUAGUUUUUGGAGGAGGAAAACAAGAAAAAAAAUAUUCUGAAUCUCAGAAGCCAGAACAGCAAGAGGGAUCGCUGUGCAGUGAAAGCAGCAAUCCCUCUUGCUGUUCUGGCUUCUGGGAUAGGUGUGCAGCCUGCAUUCGCUCCAUAAGACGCACACACAUUUCCCCCUACUUUUUAGGAGGGAAAAAGUGAGUCUUUUUUUUAAAAAAGGAUAUUUAUUAGAAGUUUAAAAAUUACAGAAAAAAGAAGAAAAGAAAACAACAAAAAAUUACAUUACAAUAUAUAAAAAGAAAAAACAUAAAAAACAAUACAACAAUACAGCAAAAAAGAACAAUAACAUUAAAACACACAUCCAAUAUUCCAUAUCAUUAUCUUUCAUUUACUUGUUUCAUCGACCUCCUCACACCUCCCUUUUUGUAUUCUAGUUUAAUUAAUUGUUUCAGCAAAUUCUUUCCAUCUUUCUCAAUUUUUGUUGUAUGACGGUCUAACCUAUUAAUUAACUCAGCAAAUCCUUUCCAUCUUUCACUAUAUUCUGUCAUUAAAUUUACCUUAAUUUAUUUUAACCUUAUCUUACCACAAAAAGCCUUAAAACUUAAAACUUAAUACUUAUUUGUACAUAACUCCUUAUAUCAUUUCUACUAAAGCCAAAUAGUUUCAUUCCAACAUUUUUCCUAACACUCAUUAAUUUUACAUUAAUUCUCAAAAUAAAUUUUUAAAAACUUUCUUCCAAUCUUCAUCCAACGUCUCUUCUUCCUGGUCUCGGGUUAAGUCUUUCCUUUCUAUCCAUUCCAUCUAGUCCAUCAACCUGGUGAUCUUGUGUCCGAGGCUCUUAAGUCUUUUCCAUGUCCCUUCUGCAGAUCUUCUUCUUGUUUAUACCUGCACUUUACUUUGUCUUUUGUUGAUCUUUUUCUUAAUUUCUUUCCUUUCUCAUUGAGGAGUAGGUCUCGGGGAGACUCCAACCCAACAAUAUCUCCGUCCCCCCUCGACAGGUCAGCCCAUUCUCCACAUUCAGCACUGUAAUCCAGAAAGUAUUUAAAAGCAUGUUUCAAAGUCCCUCCAAAGUUAAGAGCCCCCACAACUCCAGACCCCCCCUGGCCCAAAACCAAAUCCCAAAAGCCAAAACGUCCCUGCCUAGGGGGAUCCAACCAACUUCCCAUCUCCAAGCCAAACAAUACUCCCUCUCUCCAAAUCUGACUUUCUCCAGGUUCAGUCUUCAAAAACAGCAGCUUAUGCUCCUGCAGGGCCUCGGGUCUCUCCAUUUGUGUUACUUGAGGUUCAACAACAACCUCCUCCAUUAUCUUCUGCACUUGCACUUGCCCUGUCAAAACAGAUUCCUGGGUUGGUUCCUGAAUGGUUUCUAUGUGAGUAUUCACUGUUUGUCCAAAAUUAUUGACUGCAACAGUCAUCAAAUCCAUCUUCUCAUGCAGCUGCUCCAACAAAGCGCUUGUCUUGCAGAGAGCAAGCACCAAAACUUCUUCUAAACACAUUCUUAUCCAAGGUCAGAGUCUGGUCUCACGAUCCUUAAUCUCCACAGCUGUGAAAUUCCCCAGAUCGACCCCAGCAACAGUUUAACAAGCUCCCUCUAGAGGAGACAAUUUCAAUUUGUAUCCAUCUUUUGAAAGCAGGUCCAACAAAAGAAAAUUACUUUCAUUUUUCAAAUAUUUUGUUUCUUUUGGAUGCAAAAGGCAACAUUGGGAUCAAUAUGUUUCUCUUUUUUAACUAUCUGUCAAAAGACGUUCCAUUCACAGUCAAUGAACUUCCCCAAAAAUUUCUGUCUCUGACACCCCGUUCCCAGGUUUGAGAUGGUGGAAAUUUAUCUUUCUUUACUCUCUCUCUUGCAGGCUUAAACAAUCCAAGAUUCCCCCCCUCUUCUCCUGCUUCCAAGAGGGGUUUUGGUGGUUUUAACUGAAGGAAAUUUAGUCCUUUAUAUACAACUUUCCAGACUUUAGCUUGCAAAAUUUUUGCUUCAAUCUAUUUACAAAAGCGGAAGGCGGACUUCCUGUUUAGAACCUUCCCGCUUCGGUGCCAAAUUAAAAUGUUUCGUAGUCCAAUUUUCCGUUCUACUCAGGGGUACUUGUUUAGAGUCCAAUUGUCCACAGGAAAAAGUCAGCGCUCUCCGGCAACGGCUGUGCGGCUUCACUCCGUAAAAGUAGCGGUCGAUUCAAAACACCGCACCACUCACCCCACUUCGCUUCGGAUCCCCGAAAAAGGGUUUCCCUGCGAGUAGGGGAGGCGCUCUUGGUGUCAGCCGAAUCCCACAUUCCCAGGCUUCCUCCGCCUGGGAUUUUGAGGGGUCUCCGCCUUCGCCGCGGCGGCAAGACCCGAUUUUCAUGGAGCGGGUUCCUCUCGGUCAGAGGAACUCCGCCAUUGCCGAUGGCGCUAACCCGGAAGUCCCGGGAAAAAGUGAGUCUUAUAGAGCAAAAUAUACGGUACUUCCAAAAUCUGCUAUUGGCUAAUAUCCUUUUUGGGGACCAAACAAAAUGUCACGAACUACUGAGCAAGCUGUAGAGUUCUACAGAACUCUUCUUUGGCCAGAUACUGCAAUGGCCUUUCCCAACCUCAGUUGUGACUGGACAGGAGCUUCCAUAAUCCCUGAACACAGGAGUUUGAGUUCCUCCAAGUACCAUGUUAGAGGAAGGUUGUGUUUGACAAAGCAACAAGGGGAAGUGGGCAGAUGGAGUGAACAAACAAGGAGCAAAACAAGUUGGGGAUGUUACAGCCCAUGGGGUUCUGCAUCUAGAUUCAGGUCCAAAAAGGAGAUUGGACAUUGGGUUAGUCUCUUCUAGACGCAAUGGGUACCAAGUUUACGCACUUAGGAAUCUGGAAUAAAGAAGCAAUGACUGAUCCCUAUUUCUGAACCUCUCUUCUCCUUCAGUUUGGAAUGCCUUUGGGAACAUGGCCUUUCUGUUUAUCUUCGCUCACUUUCCUGCUCUUAACUACCACCAACGAUGCCAUCUACAAACUUCCACUCUCCAAAGUCUCCUACCCAGAAGCCAACCGGGCCUAUUACUUGUCGAGAAACGAUGGACAAAACGCCAAGUCCACCUGCGACGUGUGACAGGCUAAGCCUCGUGCCUCUUCCUGUCCGCAGUGGUGUCUGGACUUCCCAAGGAAGAUAAACAGCUCAGAAGGAAAACAAAGCUGUUGGUGGAGCUCUUUGUCCAUUUUAAGUCGCAAAUAACUUCACUCAGAUCAGCAAGUCUCGGAAUUCUCUCCGUAUGCCAGUCAGAAGUGAGCAGAAUAUCCUGUUUGUUUGGAAAGGGGUGUGACAUUGAUGGAACGAAUGAGGGCUGAGAUCUGUGGUGGCCAACUGCAGGUUCACUGGCUGGAGCCAGUCUUCUGAAGCAAUAUUAGCUGAUACAACCAACAUACAUAUAUAUGUGUGUGUGUGUAUAUAUAUAUAUAUAUAUAAUCACAGUGUGGUUUUUUAAACAAUGCUAUAUAGUGUCACUUGUAAGGAAUAGGAGGAAAACGUUAUUGUGUGUCACAAUGCAAUAUUGUAUGCAAGUUACAUUCACAGGGCUUUAGUGCUGGAGGGCACCAGCUUUAUUGUGGAGACUGAGCACUCAUAUAGGGGCCAGUUCAUAUGAAAAAGAGACAUAUUGAAGACCCAGACCAUUUUCAGGAACAGAAUGGCUCCUGAGAAAAGAGGCUUUGGUGAUUUCUAGAUUAGAUGAUAUUCAAUCAAGAGGACAUCUAAUUGAGAGGACAAAGCAAGCAGUGGGAGAGGUGCAUGUUUGGGGAGAGUAUUUUUGUAUUAAUUAUAUGCAAUGGGAGUGUUACAGGUAACAGAAGAGAUGUGGGCUAACCAUACUUGCAUAGUCUGUAUCACCUUGCUGGAAUCCCCAUGGUUGACUGGUGGGUUUUUAAUUUGCAAACUGAAACAGCAUACUCCAGAUCACUGGACAGGUAAGGCAAAACUACCGUAUUUUUCGCCCUAUAGGACGCACUUUUUCCCCUCCGAAAAUGAAGGGGAAAUGUGUGUGCGUCCUAUGGGGCGAAUGCAGGCUUUUGCUGAAGCCUGGAGAGCGAGAGGCAUCGGUGCGCACUGACCCCUCUCGCUCUCCAGGCUUCAGGAAGCUAUCCGCAAGCCUU